This is a messenger RNA of Salvelinus namaycush (lake trout), 3284 nucleotides long. RefSeq names its product pleckstrin homology domain containing, family N member 1 (gene plekhn1). The transcript is spliced from 16 exons. Gene Ontology annotation, molecular function: phosphatidylinositol phosphate binding; cardiolipin binding; phosphatidylserine binding. Bases 114 to 2279 code for a protein of 721 amino acids. Gene Ontology annotation, biological process: 3'-UTR-mediated mRNA destabilization; positive regulation of apoptotic process; response to hypoxia. Gene Ontology annotation, cellular component: cytoskeleton; mitochondrial membrane. NCBI's taxonomy places the organism in Eukaryota, Metazoa, Chordata, Actinopteri, Salmoniformes, Salmonidae. The record is from RefSeq and is a predicted model, not a curated record.
CAAGGAGCACACCACCAUACAGUCUGCUUUGGAUUACACAUUCACCAUCACACAGGGAAUAAAAUACAGGACGUCUACAGAGGAGGUUACAGCCCCAACAACAGUAGAGCAACAUGGGGAGUAGCAUGUCAUGUGUUCCUCAACACAACUUCAGGUUCUCCAGCAAGAGUUUCAUACGCAGGAACAGCAGCCGCUUGUUCCGUAAAAAUAAUCCCCAGGAAGGACAGGAGAAGUCCAACAGCAUCAUCAAUAUCCUCUGCACUGUCACCCCGAGGAAGGAAAUGACCCAUAAAGACCUGCAGACGAUCGAGAACGUUAAGUUCCCUUACGACCCGGUCCACGGCUGGAAGAAGAGCAGCAUCAAUGUCAAGAACUACGGCAGAAUGGUCCACCAUUCUAAAGUCCGUUUCCGCUUUCUCCACUGCCAGGAUGUGCAUGACUGCUACCUGGACCUUUUCCAGACACACCUUCAUUUCGUCUCCAACAACACCACUGGACUCACCUACCAGGGGACUCUUCCUCUGAAAGAGCUCACCAUCUGCAACCUGCAGGAAAACUGUAACUCCAGCCAACCCCAGGAAUUUGCAUUACAGAUCAACGGUGUCAGCCUGAACCCCAUCAUUGUCUACUGUUCCAACCAGGAGGAGAUGGACCUGUGGUUUGGCCUGCUCAAAGAACACAUCGAGAUCAACGGGGGCACCCCCAUUGCACCUCUCGAGACCUACACCAGGGUUAAGCAGAAAGUAGAGGAGAGCAUGGAGGGGAGAGAGGAGCUGAGGAACUCUAUCAGUAAAGAGCCCAUCUAUGAGUGGGAGGGUUCUCAGCGUGAGAGUCUGGGGCCCAUCACCUAUGUGACCAAAGUCCACCUUCAGCACCUCCCAUGCCAGGAGCAUAGUGACAGACUACUGGUGAUGUACCCCACCACUCUGAUCAUCCUAUCAGAAGAGUGCCACGGCCUGUUCUACAAGGGGAAACUUCCACUCAACAUGAUCACUGUGACCACACCCUGCCAGGACGUCAAGCCCAAUACCUUCAUGAUCGAAGGCAAGCUGAUAAACCCUAUCGUGGUGUCCUGUCUUGAUAAGAGGGAGUUCUGCGACUGGAUCCAGUACUUCAAAGCCUCUGAUGUCCCCGUGCUCAGUCCCCCGCCCCCCGUUUAUGACAUCAUCUACACCCCCACGCCGAGAGAGGCUCCGGAGUUUGACAGGUGGAGUGUGAACAGCCAGAGCCAGGGUCGGAACAGCCAGGGUCGGAACAGCCAGGGUCGGAACAGCCAGGGUCGGAGUGAGUCUCUGAGGCUGGGUCAGUCCCACAGUGGGCGGGGGUCAGGGUCUGGAUCCCACCACCUCCAGUUCCCCCCCAGACACGAGGACAACCCUCUGUCCCCAGGGUACACAGAACCCCUGUGUUACAGUUCCAGUCGGCCCACGUCCACCGAGAUGGCUCGCCUGGGAAGCCGCAGCAACAGCGUGUCAUCCCACACCAGGCCUGAGCGCGACCUCCGACCUUUGUCGCAGUGCUACUCCUCCCCGCAGCGCUGCUCCUACCUCACCCCUGAGGGGCCGGUGUACAACAUGCCCUACUCAGGCCUGCACUGUGACCGCGCCAGCACCCAACAGUAUCUGGAGAAGGCCCCUCUCGUCAAGUCCAACAGCUGGAGCACUCCACAGACGUCCCUGAAGUACGUGUCGCUUUCUGCCCCCCAACGGCACUCGGACAUGUGCGCCCCCCGGCAGCCCCUGUCGCCCCUGUAUGACGAGCCCUGCACCCCUGACAUCUAUGCCCAGGAGGAGGAGAGCCGGCUCAGGCAGCAGCCAGCGCAGUGUGUGAGAGGACCACCACAGCAGCAGCAGGACCCUCAUCUCCUACCCUCCUCCUUCCAGCUGCGCACCCCUCCCCUGGGCAAGCGCUGCCGGAGGAGUCUCGUACUCAUCCAGGGCCAGGGGCUGGAGAUGGAGGGCCCUCAGGGGCCAGACCAGAAAGCUAAGGCCGUCUCCAGACUGAGGCUGCUGCCUGCACCCAAAGCAGUGCAAGAGGAGAGGGUCUUCCCCGUGAUGCCUGCUAUGAACACCACCCAGAUGCUAUAUGGUUUCUCAUCAGAUCACAACUCGUACCUUGAGCCAGAUGACCAGCAAAUGGACUAUGACAACAUUUGGGAGUAUGACUGCAAUACUGGGAUGAUUCAGCCCAUGUCUGGAAUUUCGCCACACCGGACGGGAUUAGACUUCGGGGCCAGAGGCCUGGGUGCCAUGGCUACCAACCAGCAGAGAUGGUUAUAAAACCAAACAAUGGACUGGCGCUCGUCUGGACGUGUGCAAACAACAGAUCCCCAUCAGAGAGCCAUAAAAAAAACACUGUGGAAGCUCACUACUGCAUAUCAUGCUUGUGUCCCAAAUGGCACCCUAUUCCCUAUUCAGUGCACUGGGCUCCGUUUAAAAGUCAUGCUCUGUAUAAGGAAUAGGGUGCCAUCUGAGACUCACACCAUAUUAUCCACAAACCUCAUGAACAAUGUAUUUGUCAGAUAUUCAGUAGUCAGAAGAAUGUUUUAUGUGGGUGUGAUAAGAGUACGGUAUUUGUAUUUAAGCUGCACUACUGUACUGUAUGUUAACGCAGAUACACAUGAUUCAGCAAAAUCACUUUCCCACACAACAGUAUGAAAAGGUAGGAAACAGCCUACCACUGCCUGAUAUUGUAGCAUUAAUGAAAGUGCAAAAUGUACAUAGUUUUUAACCGUGGGCGCUUGAAAAUGUAUUUUUUCCCCCUACUGUGUGUAGGCUACUGUGCACUGCAUUGGGCUUCAUAUUUUAUAUUUUGUGAGUUUUUGUACUAUUUAUGAGCAUUUUCUUGAAUACCGUCCUGUUUCCAUGCUUUUUUAUUGUGUUAACUUUUUGAUUCGUAUACUAUAUGAUUUUUAUAUUCUAUCCUCAGACGACUUGUCUUUGGUUGUAAGCUGUAAAAAGCAUUCCACAAAGCUAAAAACAGCAACAUCUGUAUUAUUUAUUCAAUGUUCUGAAAUCACAAAGCAAACUUUGAGGGCUUAAAAGGACUUUCUGCAUUGUGCUACUACCUCUGCAAAAUGUUGCUCUUCUUUCUGUGGCUUGUUUCUUCUACUUUGUUUGAGGUGUUUAUUUACAAUAAAAAGGACGUUACAUUUCUCUUAUUCUUGCCCGAUGCUUUUAAUAUCAACUUGUACUGAUAAUAUUUUCUUGAUUAUACUUUUAUUAUUUUUAGUGAUGUUUAGUAGUAAGUAAACUGAACAAAAAUAUAAACGCAACAUGCAAAAU